AUUAAUCUAACAAUAAAAUCAUCCAUCAAAUAUUUUGCUUGAGCUAUAGGAUAAUAUACUCAGCUUAUAUCUUCUCUUUAAUAUGCUAGAGCCUUUGAAAAACUUUUUAAUCAAUGUAGAUUUCUCUUUAUAAGAGAUUCCGAACCAAGAUGAAUAAAUAGGUGAUAUUUACUAAUCUUACUUUCAAACAAGUAAAUUUUCAUAGAAUGAAAUACAAAUUUGUUUUACUGAAAGCUAUAGACUAGUUAAAAAACAUAUCGACUCUUUACAUUUUACUCUUGAUUCGUUUGAAUAGAGCUUUUAAAAAGAUUUUGAUGAUUAUUUCUUGAAAAUAAAUACUUUUUUACCUAACAAAGAGCUAACAUACAUCUUUCUAACCUAGGUUUAUCAAUUUAAUGUUUAAAAGCUUUAAUUAUAAAAACUAAUAGAUAGAUAUGAAAACAUAGAGCUUGAACAUUUUUGCUUAAAAUAGGAAUACCUCUAAAUUUUAGCAACAAAAUUAGGUUAAAGCAAUAAGCUGACAUGUAUUUUGGAGGAUUAGAUGAAAUAACUAGAAAGGUUUAAAGAAUAAGAAAAUAAGUUCUUGUAGGAUAUGAGAAAGAUGAAAUCAUAAUUUGAAUCAAAAGAGUUUGUCAGCAAGCAAUUUGAGUUAUUUAAUAGCGAUAUCAAUAGAAAAAUGGAUAGGAGCAACAACCCUGUUUUGCCAAAUUUUUAUAUAAAUUUAAAAAUCGCAGACUCAUUGAGUAAUAUGAGCAAAGUCUAAUUUUCUGAAAAAUUUAUUGAUUAGGCAUAAGAUAAUAUUUAGACAGAAAUGGAAAUAAUAAAUGAUCAGAAUUAUAUGCUUGAUACCAUUAAAUUACUCAAAGACGUUUAAAGUACAUUUUAUAUCCCUGUUUCAAUGAUAUCUAAUUCCAGAAACAACCACUAGCUCUUAAUUUAAAAAAUAUUGGGAUCUUAGAGAGAAGUUGCUACAAACUUUUUCGAGGAGAAGACAAAAAAAAUAUAUGAAGGUGAUUUAAUUGGAUUUUUAGAUAAGAAGAAAGUUGAUGAAGAUAUCGUUAUUCUGACGACACCUGGGUUAGAUGAUACUCCAAGCAAAUAGAAAUUUGAGGCAGAAAUAAAUUCCUUUCAAAAGCUAAGAAUGAAUAUCAAAGACUUCAAAAAAAAGAAUGGAGAUAUAAAAGGCUAUUCCAAAAAAUUGAAACCAUCCGAAAAAGAAUAAAAAGAAGAUAGAUCUUAGCUUAUGACAAUAUUUUAACUGAUGAAGAAAGCCAUAAUGUGUUUUUAUUUGAUUUGCUAAUCAAAAACCAUUUUCGUUGUACUUCAAGACAAUGAAUAGGAUUUCGCCUUAUAUUAGUAAAUAAAGCUAAUUUGUAGCAAUUUCCUUGGAGCCGAAAAAUAAGAUAAGGAAAUAAAUUUCAUUCAUUUUUACUCUUAAAUUUCUGAUAUUAAAAGUGAAAAAGCAGAAUUUUAAUUCCAGAAAAUCAAAGCUAAAUUCAAUUUUAAAGACACUUCUAGCGAUUUUAAAAAUGAAAAAUUUAUGAAAUUUGAAGAAGAAGAAUAAGAAGAUUUUGAUAGUUACUAUAGAAAUAAACUUGGUUAGAAUAUUUAAUUCUAUCAUUUGAUGGUUUUUGGAAGCUUUGAAAGUAAUUAUAAUGAGCAGCUAUUUGAGAAAGUCAAAAAAGAUAUAAAAUCUACUAAAUGCAAACAAAUUGUCCCAAAUUAGAUAGAGUAGCAUUUUAAAAAAAAUGUAUACAAAAUUCUUACAUAUUUCUUUGAAUUUCCUAAAGAAUAAGAAAAUGAUUAACAAGAAAACUAAGUAUUUUAAUUUAAAGAAAUAUAAAAAAAAGUUCAACAAUAGUAAAACGAAAUAAAUGAUGAUUAUGAUUUUGAUUAAUUAUUAGAAAAUUAAUUAGAUUGGAAAGAUUUAGUGUUUUAUCCAUUUAGUUUUUUGACACCAAACCCAAUCAAUUAACAAAAUUGAUUGAAAUUUAAUUUGAAAGUAAAAAAAAAAAGUAUUUUAUUUUUUUAAUUUUAUACCAUAUUUUCUAUCUAAAAAAUAAAAAUUAAUAAUAAUUCCAAAAUUCUUUUAUUUAAUUAAGAUAUUUAAAGCAGUCCUGUGAAAUUCUGUAUGUUUUACUUUUACAUUUUUCUAUUAAAAGCUUAUGUAUGAAAAAAUAAAUAAUCAAGG
Messenger RNA from Tetrahymena thermophila SB210, 2191 nucleotides. RefSeq lists its product as hypothetical. Lineage: Eukaryota; Ciliophora; Oligohymenophorea; Hymenostomatida; Tetrahymenidae. The transcript has 4 exons. The record is from RefSeq and is a predicted model, not a curated record.